CUCUCUUUUUAUUCUUACCACUAUCUGUUGAUGAUUAUCCUCUAUUAUUUGCCAUUUGACAUUUAACAUUGACCGCUUAUUUUUAACAUGUGUGAAUUGAUUUAAAUUUAUUUUUUAAUAUGAUUAUGCACUUUAUUGUUUCAUUGUGUAUUUUUGUAAAUAUUACGCCGCUAUUUUUAAAGAUCUUAGAGACAUAAUCGUAUAGAGUUAUAGAGAAAGAAACGAAAGAAUAACAUUGUUAUAUGUAACGUCAUUGGUAUAUGUAACACUGUCUGCGAAGAUACAGUUAGAUAUUACAAUUAUAGUAACAGUUUUCGAUUGUAUACUUGGAUUCUUUCCGGUCGGUGAAUCCAUCUUCUUUGUUGUUUCUUUUUUCGUCAGAAACGAUGUUUUGUAAUUCUCUAUCGACAAAUCAUUAACGGUGAUACUACGAUGAAGAAUUAGACAGGCAUUAAAAUUCAGGCACACGAAUAUUCGUAAUAUGUAUUUAUGGUUUUUAAAUCGUUGCGCGAUCUAUCAUUCGUGUCUCGUUGAGCUCUAGUCCCCCUUUUCAAAUUUUUUUUAUUAUUUCUCUCUUCUUAUUCAUGUUUCAAAUAUACACAUUUAGGCGGAAAAACCAGAAUCUCGAAGGUUUCUUGGCCGAUUUUACUAUAGCGAUUAUUAUGGUGUUCCUUUAUAAUGUUUUCCCAUUUCCUUCAGCUGUGCCCGCAGCAAGCGCAUCUACCAUACGGGCCGAUAAAAAUGUCCUGUCGACGCCUGCGUUAAUAUAACACAGCACGUAUAUUCAUACACGGUCGUAUUAAAACGGAAAAAGAUAGCAAAAUAGUCCAAUUACAUUACACGCCCGACUGUUUUUCCGCAUUUUUAUAUUUAAAUAAUGCGUUUUACAUUUGCAAAAAAGAAAGUGAAAAAGAAAAGAAAUUACGCGCUCGAUAUAUAUGAAAGCGUAUACGUAUCCGUGAAAUAUAAUUUAUCGUCGUGAUGUUAUGUGACUAUUAAAAGCUCGGGAUAUGAAACAGUUUUCGCGAUAGCGGAGUAUUUGCAGAAACGAAAUAUCGAGUCGAAAACGUUUUCGCGAAAUGUUCCGUAGUGACAUUCGUGGUCUGCAGACUGCUUCGACAUGAAAUCGUACACGCCCGCGCGCGCGCGCGCGCGCACACACACAUACACACAAACAAAAUACAUGCAUACUAUAUGAUCAUGCAUCCUCGUACAGUUUUCUUACGUUUACACCGCUCCGCGUAACCUCCACGCGUAACCUCCUUCUCCUUCUCCUUCUCCUUCUCCUUGUUCUUCUCCUUCUCUUUCUCCUUCUUCUCUUCCUUCUCCGUCAGCUGCGUGUAGUGUAGGGCCGCUGUUAGCUGGUGGAGUGGAAGGUGGAAGGUGGAAGGUGGAAGGUGUAAUAGUCGAAACAUACACAGUCAUUCGUCGGCCAGCGCGUUCAUUCGUCGCGUCACGCAUCUCGCAACGUGCCCGGGGACACACGACCGUUUUUUCUUCCCUGAAAAAAUGGGAUGUAGCUAGGAAAGUUGCUCUCCACCAAUUGAGCUCAAAAUACGUCGUACGUCAGUAUUUCGCGAGUUGUUUUUUGGAGCAUACAAGCGGAUCGAAAGACUAUAUGCGACAACAAUUUUCAAUUCCCAAAAGGAUACAAAUCAUAUCGAUGAAAUUGAAGGCGUCUUUUGCGAUCCGUCGUGCGUCGACAAUCGAAACGCAAAGAAUCAGAAUGUACGUCAGCUACAGGAACAAUUGGCUCAAGCCACCGUGAAAGUACGCGAAUUAGAAUACGAGCUAAAACAUGUUCAAAAGGUGGCCAACACAUCCUUGAGAGAUGAUCUUUCCGAUGGACAUCAAAAGGCUGAAGUCGUAAGAGCGAGACAAGAUAUGAUGAAUCGUAUAAUACAAAUGGAAGAAAAGACUCGAGAAGCAGAACGAAACGCUAAGCAUAUUCAAUUGGACGAGGCCAGUCUUAUCAAUGAUUUUCGUUCAGUAAUAUCGAAAUUAAACUCACGUGAAAAGUUUGAUUUAGUCAGUGGAGCGCUGAAAGCUUUACAAAUCGAAAGCGAAACGCGAAACGAGAAGGAUCGCGAAAAAUCCAACGAGCAACUCGAGAAAGUCGAUGGUAUCGAAUAUAAUACUUUAACCUUGAAACAUCAUUUGGAUAAUAUAAGCUUGCAACAAAAUAAAUCGAGUGAUACGAUUCAAGAAUCUUUGUCCAACAAGCGGGAGAUAAUAUUACAACAAAGAAUAGAGAAACUUCAAAAUGAAAAUAAAGAUCUUUUGGACGCUAUGGAGAAAUUGGACGAAGAGCAUACGCAAUCGAUCGAAAAACUAUUGUCGCUCAGAGAAGAAACUAAUAAAAAGCAUCGUUCUCUACAAAGUGCAUACGAGCAGCUUUCCAUAGAUUAUAACAAGUCCCAGAAAAGAAUAAUUGAGUUUCGUAAUAGUGAUUUGAAACUCGAUGAAAAUGCUUAUACCGAAACGAGUCAUCGAUCUGUUCAGACGGACAAUUUAGAUAAUUUAGACAAACACACUCAAAUAAUGGUUCCUUUUCAAAGAGAUGAUAUAGUGUCGAAAACAAGCAUUCUCGAUGAUAUUACUCGGAAAAUUAAGAUGAUUUUAAAAAGCUAUACCAUAAGCACUAUUGAACCGGGAGAAACGAUCUUUGAAGCCAUCGCGAAACAGUAUGUUGAUACUAAAUGGAAAUUAGACAUUUUAGAGAGGAAAGUAACUGAGAUUACCAGAGAUUUAAAGGAAACCAAAGAAACGAAAGAUGUCUUACAAAUAGAAUGCGAAGAAUUGCAGUCUCAUAUCGAUUCGUUAUUGUUGGAAAAUCAAGUUUUAAAAUCGAGUUUACCAUCUAUUCCUGAAGCAAGCGAAGAACGUGUAGUCUCCUUAGAAACGGAAGUUGAAUCUUUACGGGAAGAAGCGAAGCGACUCUCGGUUGAAAACGAAACGAUACGAGAAAUAAAUACAAAUUUGACGCUCGCUGUACAAGAUAAAGGAAUGUUUUCGACAAGUCACGAUCAUUUGCAAAAAGAUGUAAAUCGCGAAUCAAGUGACUCAUCUGUAAAGGAAAAUGUAAAAUUUCCAAUAUGUUUAGAAAAGAAUAAUAGUUCAAAUGAGAAUGCGGUAUCUGUCGAGCAAAUAAAACUCAAUCCUGAAAAUAUAACGCGAGAAUUAAAGUGCUUCAAGAUAUCCAAGACGAAAUUGUUGAAAAAUAAUGAUCUUGCAUCGUUGCAAGAUCAGGAUAUCGUAGAUAAAUUGGCAAACGAGAGUAAAGAAGAUUUGCUACAGAAGAAUACGCAAUUAUAUGAUACAACUUUGCGAGAAUCUGACCUACAAGAAGAAAAUGAUUAUCAGUUGCACGAUUUGCAGGAACGGCUUGACAUAGCUAAUUGCGAGAAAUUCGAUUUGGAGAAUGAUAUUUUACAUAUGGAAAAAGAAUUGGAUGCAAUGCAGAUUCAAAUGAACAUAAAACAAUCUCAAAUAACGAAAUUAAAUCAGGAUAAUGAUAGAUUAAUUAAAGAAAAUAUAUCUCUGUUGGAGCAAUUAACUGCUACGCACGAUGAAUCAUUGGACAAGAUAGAAUUGUUAAACACGGAGAUGUCAUUGCUUCAACAAGAGCAUAAAGAUUUGAAACAGGGGGCAUCGAUUUACAAGGAAGAAUUGACUCGGACAAAGGAUAAAUUGUACGAGGCGCAAGAACGAUAUGUAAAAUUGGAAAAGGAACAUUAUGCUUUAAAAGCGCGGUAUGAACAAAUUGAAUUAGAAAAGAAAAAUAUUCAUACACAAGCGAUGAGAAUGGAAGAGCUUGAAAAUGAAUUGUGUCUAAAAGAAUCAUUUAUAGAGAAGUUGAAUUUUCUACGAAAUAGAUCUAAGCUUUUAGAACAAGAAAUAAAAGAUGUUCGUACUAAAGAAACGCAGUUGUUGAAAUCUCGAGAACACACCUCGGAGAUAUCCUCGCCAAACAUAGAUAGCGCCAAUAAUAGAUUGCAGGAAGAACCUUCAACCGUUGAAGAUAAUUUAAUCGGAAAAGAAAACAUUAUACACGUGAAAGCGGAAAUUCUAGAUUUAACGCCGAAAGAUACAUCGAUUAUCGAUGAAGAGAAGCGAGAAAAGGAUGUCUUAAAGGUACACAACAAACAAAUGACGAGUGAAAUUACUGAAUUGCGUAGCAAAUUACAAUCUGCCAUUGAGAAUAGUAAAGAGUCGGCAGAGAUGGCUAAACAGACCAUCGAGGGCCUCUCGCAUCUUAUUCGAGAAAAAGAUCAGGAGAUGAGCAUUCUACAAACUGAAGUAGAACGUGCACAGACUAUUAUCGCACAAACUUCCAAUGAACUUGUCGCAAUCAGAAAUCAGAAGGAUGAAUUGGAACGAAUUGUUUCUGCGAAACAUAACGAAAAUUUACAAUAUCAGAAAGAAAUUGAAAAGUUGAUUCAACGCGUGAACGAACAAACGGCUCAAAUCCAAAGAUUAAUUUCCGAGAAAACAGCGAGUGAAAUACGAGAUGAGAACGUAAAUCUAAAGGAACGGCAAAAAGACCGUAUUCAUCAAAUUGUUGACCAACAAAGUGGGCAAAGCGCCGAAAUUGUGGCUCUGAACAAAAAAUGUGACGCAUUAGAAGUUGCUUUGAGGCAAGAGCAGUCCAACAAUAGAAUUCUGCAAAAUCAGCUUACCGAAAGCCGAAACAGGGAAGCUAGUUCUGUUAAAGAAUUAGAAAGAUUGAGAACGCAUUUGGUCGAAAUAGAAUCGAGCUAUACGGAAGAAGCUCUAAUCGCUGAAAAGAGUCGUCAAGAAUUGGAGACGAGAUUAUUGCAAGCUGAAGAGAAAGUAAAGAAUAGUUCAACUGCUUUCACAUCGGCAAAUAUUCGGGCAAAUCAGCAGAUAGAAACGUUGCAGCAACAGAUAACUCUGAUUACUCAACAAAGAGAUCAUAUACAGACAAAAUUAUCUGCCGCAGAAGACAAUAUUCAACUGCAGUCUGCCUCUUUGACUAAUUUGCAAAUAGUUUUGGAACAGUUCCAACAAGAUAAAGAACGCGACAUUGAGUCAGCUACAGAAAAAAUUCAAUGUCAGCUCAAUGAAGCAUAUAAGAAACAAGAUGAAUUUUUAAAUGAAAUUUCGAUUCUUAAGCAACAAUUAUUUGAGGCUAAAGAAUGCUUGCAGGCUGCCUCAAGAUUAAGCGAACAGCUUGAGAAGAAGGAUGAAGAAAUCGAGCGACUCGACGAAGAAGUUGCGCGAUUGACGACAUCGCUAAAUUUUGCCGAGCAAAGAGUAAAAGAGGCAAUGGAGCAUGAUGAGGAGAAAAUCGACAAGAUUCUCAUUAAAAAUCUUCUCUUGGGUUAUUUAUCCUCGGCUACAUCAGACAAGUCUGCGAUACUCAGGGUCUUUGCCAAUGUCUUGAAUUUCACCGACUCGGAAAAAGAUAAAACUGGUUUGAACAAUGGGACUGCACAGAGCGGUCGGUUCUUACGCUCUCACGACAAAAGUGACAGUGUGCCUUCAAAGUAUCAGGAAGCGUCUUUAUCGACAGCUUUUGUGAGAUUUUUAGAAAGUGAAUCUAAACCGAAGCCUCAACUACCACCUUUGCCGAUCGUGAAUUCAUCUUCGUCGCGGUCAGGAUAUAACAAACAACGGCCUCCAUCAUCGGCACAAUCUACAUUAUUGUUGUCUAACGUUGCUCUUCCAACAUUUCCAGACUUUAUUCCGGCCAGAAAUACGGGAUCUAUCUUGAAGGAGGUAUUAAAGGACAGUUGAUAUUAAACGCAUUAUAUUAAAAAAAAAAAAAAUUGUACAAAUAAUAUUAGAGAUUACAAUAUAUUCGGUUGCAUUUUAUACCAAUAUUGUAUCGCCUGAUUGCAUCCCACUAGACUCACCUUUUGCACAUUAUCCGAAUUUUGUUUUUUUAAUAACCAGUUACAUGGUCAAUACAUAUAUAUAUACAUAUGUUGUAUAUUUUAUGUGUGUGUAUGUGUCUCUGUCUGUUGGAUAGAUAAAGAGCGAUAUUCUUGUUCACUUGAACUAGAGUUUUAAUAUAGCCAUAUAAAGUUACAAUGAACAAAAAGUAUAUCGCUGCUUUCUUUUCGCAAAGAAUAGCAAAGAUUCUCUACUUAUAACGCAAUGACACAACGUCAAUUACUACAAGUAAUAUAAAUAUAUAGUAAAGUUUCAUUAUAUCUCUAACGCACGUACUGGGGGCAUAAAUACAAAAUUAGAUCGUGCAUAUCCCAACAGAACUAAUGUAUAAAAUAUAAAUCUCUAUUCAACGAUUUCAUACAUUAGAUAUUAUCAUUUUGCGAAACAUAUGUACAUAGACUUUCUGGCACUUUUCGUUCAAUCAUAUCAAACUGUGGUGGCGUUUUAUAAAAAACUGGAUACAUUUUUUUAUUUAAUAACUAACUAUAAAGUUUUCGAUAAUUAUCACAAGAACAAACAGAUGCAAAAUAGCCGUUAGUGAUUAAUGUUUUAUCAUAUAUAAACAGAUAUAUACAUAUACAUAUAUAUAUGUAUACAUAUAUAUAUAAUAUUUAUUUAAUUACGUCCA
This is a messenger RNA of Formica exsecta, 6547 nucleotides long. RefSeq names its product thyroid receptor-interacting protein 11-like. Lineage: Eukaryota; Metazoa; Arthropoda; Insecta; Hymenoptera; Formicidae. Gene Ontology annotation, molecular function: small GTPase binding. Gene Ontology annotation, biological process: endoplasmic reticulum to Golgi vesicle-mediated transport; Golgi organization. The record is from RefSeq and is a predicted model, not a curated record. Gene Ontology annotation, cellular component: Golgi apparatus. The coding region runs from base 1885 to 5760 and encodes 1291 amino acids. The transcript has 11 exons.